CUCUCUGAUGCGGGGAGCAGCACCGUGCCGUGUGUGUGUGUGAGCGUGUUGCUGAGAGAUGAUGAAACAUCCGCGUCAGUGAGCCGUUGGGAAGCUUCUCCCUGCCUGAGGAUGUGAGAGAAUUGGAGGCUGAACGAGGGAUCCACUCCAUCCUGCAGGCUGAGCCAUCUGCACAGGCCUGCUUUCCCUCUUUCUCUCUCUGUCUCCAUCCUCUCUUUCUCGUGAGGCUUCUCUCACCCUUUUUUCCCUUCUUGUUCUUCCUCUGUGGAGCAAGGAGAUCGUCAUCCCCCCAUCGAUUCUUUUUUUGUGGUGGUGGCUCCCUCCUUCUCUUCCUCCUCCUCCUCCUCCUCCUCCUCCCCCUCUCUCUCCAUCUCCACCACCACCUCCUCCUCUCUUUUUUCUCUAUUCUUCAAGAGGACCUCUUUGGAAUAGCAAACCUCCAUGUAUGACAAUUUGUACCUGCAUGGAUUUGAAGACUCGGAGGCGGGUUCAGCUGAUUCCUACACUAGCAGGCCGUCUGAUUCAGAUGUGUCGUUGGAGGAGGAGAGGCCGGAGGGGGGUAGUCAGGGCCGGCAGGAGCGAGAAACACAGGCUGCACUGCAGCUGGAGAGGGCAAAGGCCAAAGCGGUGGCCUUUGCCGUGAAAACAAAUGUCAGUUACUGUGGUGCGCUGGAUGAAGAUGUGCCUGUGCCAGGAACUGCCAUCUCAUUUGAUCCGAAAGACUUCCUGCACAUCAAAGAGAAGUUUAAUAAUGACUGGUGGAUUGGGAGGCUGGUGAAAGAAGGCUGUGAGAUUGGUUUUAUCCCCAGUCCCCUGAAGCUGGAGAAUAUCAGAGCACAGCUGGAACAAAAGAAAAGCCGUGUACAAGGUAAGUCCAGUGGAAGCUCCUCCCCUAGUUUGGGGGAUGUGAUGUCAUCAGGCAAGCAGAAACAGAAAGUGACUGAACAUGUGACUCCCUAUGAUGUUGUGCCUUCCAUGAGGCCUGUGGUGCUGGUUGGUCCAUCGCUGAAAGGAUAUGAGGUCACUGAUAUGAUGCAGAAAGCUCUUUUUGACUUCUUGAAACAUCGGUUUGAUGGCAGGAUAACUAUCACACGUGUGACAGCAGAUAUCUCACUGGCAAAGAGAUCAGUGCUUAACAAUCCCAGCAAGAGAGCCAUUAUUGAGCGCUCAAAUACCAGAUCCAGCCUUGCUGAGGUACAGAGCGAGAUUGAGCGCAUAUUUGAACUAGCUCGCUCGCUCCAGCUGGUUGUGUUGGACGCAGAUACCAUCAACCAUCCUGCUCAGCUGAUGAAGACUUCACUAGCACCCAUUAUCGUCAAUGUCAAAGUGUCCUCGCCAAAGGUCCUCCAGCGGCUCAUCAAAUCUAGAGGAAAGUCACAGAGUAAACACCUCAAUGUACAGCUCGUAGCCGCAGAUAAACUAGCACAGUGUCCUCCGGAGAUGUUUGACAUCAUCUUGGAUGAGAAUCAAUUGGAAGACGCAUGUGAACACCUGGCUGAGUAUCUUGAGGCGUACUGGAAGGCAACCCACACCUCCAGCAGUACCCCACUCAACCCUCUGCUAGGCAGAAACCUCGGCCCCGCUGCCCUGGCCCCUUACACUACGUCUGCCAUAUCUGGCUUGCAGAACCAACAGGGGCAAAAAACACGGCAUGCCAACCACACCGGGGACCACUCCACCCCCAACGAACGGCGCAACCUGAUGACCUCAGACGAGAACUACCACAACGAACGAGCGCACAAGGGACGGAACCGGGGCUCCUCUGGCUCUCAGCAUGGCGGCAGCGGUCGAGACCAACACUACAUGGAAGAGCAGCAGGGCUACCAAGACCCCUACCAGGACACCUACAAGCCCCACCGCAACCGCAGUUCCCCAGGCAGCUACAGCCAGGACUCACGACACCGGCUCUGAGCCGCCCUGCCCCGUUUCGUCCUCCAAGCCUGAGCCACAGAGCCACCGAGCCAAGAUGGCUUCUGUCCAGAAUUGUAUACAUCUUCCAUUACAUUUUCAUUUUGUUAGGGUCUCUUGAGCUACAAAGCAGAAACUGUUUAACCCCUCCUGAACCUUCGCCAUCUGACCAAAGCCUGCAUUUCCGUCUGCUUAUACAAGGCUCAUCGUGUCUGCCUGGGAAAAGGGAACCUUUCGACAUGAAACGUUACAGCUGUUAUGCUUUCACAUGUUAAUAUGCUUGUUGAUUUUUUGUUUUUUGUCGAUUGUGUUGCAAAAGGGCAGGUUUUACUUCUACCAAGCAACCAUUUAACUUCAAAACCGAAUGAUUGGUUGGUCCUUAAAAGCAAAUAUUCUGUGAAGCUAGCAAUGGCCGAGAAUCAGAGAGUUGUAAAGGGUGUAUACAGGAUCCCUGAGAACUGAACAAUUAGCUCAGUUAGUCUUUGUUAUGUCAUUAUUGCCAGCAUGUUACCUGACCGCAUGCUUCCCCUGUCAUUAGUGCAUAACUUGAGCGGACAUAGGAUGAUGCUCUGAUCAUUGCCCAUAAGCAGGCCCCCGAGAAAGUGGCUGACAAACUGGAACGUUUCUUAACGUAACUUAACACAAACCUACUGCCAGCUGUCUUUUCUUACAGAAAUGGAAUCUUAAAUACCAUGAUCUUGGAGUUUUCCAAGGCCUCGAAAUCCUAGGCGGUGGAAUUUCCACAUAACUUCUGCCGUAAACAGCAGGAAUCUUAGAUUCAGCCACAGCCAGCCAAUCAUCUGUGCAGGUUAGCAUGGUACACUGCAUUCUAGCCCAUGGACUCAUUUCUUACCAGGCAUUACUUUCUAGUUAGGAAGACAGCUUAAAGAGAUGCAUAACAUAGGAAUGCUGAACAAAAGUGUUGCUGUCAUCUAGUCCUUAGCAAGCAUUGACAUCUUAUAAUUAGUUUUCAUCAUUUAAAAGCUGAAAUUAAGGCACUUUUGGUACAUUGUAAUUUAAAUAGCUCUCAAGGGUGCUGGGAGUCUAUUAAAAAAAGAAAAUUUUUCUCAGCACUACAUGUAACUCUAGAAUGGACAGGUCGAUUUAGUUCUGAUUCUUUAGGAGUGAUUGGCACCCUGCGCUCCACCCUGCCAACUGGAGCUGCCACUGCCGGUCCACUUCUGCAGAUAUGCAGUGACCUCCUCGACCGCUCCGAGGUGGCUCGCCACAUCUCAAAAGCUACAGACUAAACCGACCCCUUAAGUGUUGUUCUUCUACUUAUACGUUUUCAGUGCGAAAGGGACUGGCAGAGGACAAGUAGAACCUCAACAUAUGGAAGCAGUUCAGACCUGGACCUGAAGCUUACAGACCCAAGGCCUUGGCAAACCAUUGAUUUCCUCGCCUGCAUAUUCUCGCCUUAUUGAUUUAUGCUAGUUUGUGCAUUUUCAAAAGAAUAAAUUUUAAAGAAAAAAUCAACUCGGGAAAAACUAAGGACCGCAACGAGUACGUUCUGUAUGCAUUUGUCUAUGAGCAUGCUUCUCUGUUAAUUAUAUAAUGAGGAUGAAUGAACAUGAGGAAUUUGGCAGUCGAUGCCCAUUUGACUAAACAAAAAAAAUCAUCUCUGAAUUUGCUGCCUGAGACAAUCAGAUGGAACUUCUCUAUAAAACCGGAACGUUGUUCAUCCCUUCCCAUCAUCCUGCCCUCUCCCGUUUCACAGCAGCUUCAUCUGAGCUCCAGAUAAAAGAAUAAAAAUGUGUCCAUUUUUCCUUUUUUUGUGAAAGUUGAAAUUUAAAGAUGA
Sinocyclocheilus rhinocerous is the source of this 3706-nucleotide messenger RNA. Its product is annotated as voltage-dependent L-type calcium channel subunit beta-4-like. Gene Ontology annotation, cellular component: voltage-gated calcium channel complex. The transcript is spliced from 14 exons. Gene Ontology annotation, molecular function: voltage-gated calcium channel activity; protein binding. Lineage: Eukaryota; Metazoa; Chordata; Actinopteri; Cypriniformes; Cyprinidae. Gene Ontology annotation, biological process: calcium ion transmembrane transport. The record is from RefSeq and is a predicted model, not a curated record. Bases 442 to 1911 code for a protein of 489 amino acids.